Molecule: messenger RNA, 3775 nt
Organism: Ctenocephalides felis (cat flea)
Lineage: Eukaryota; Metazoa; Arthropoda; Insecta; Siphonaptera; Pulicidae
Gene: Sap130
Product: mucin-5AC
Exons: 19
Coding region: 325-3672 (1115 amino acids)
Biological process (GO): negative regulation of transcription by RNA polymerase II
Cellular component (GO): Sin3-type complex
Source: RefSeq, a predicted model, not a curated record
GUAUAGCUAGUAAUACGGCUAGCGAUGGAUAACUUUGGAAGCCAUUUUAUAUUGCGUGAAGAAAACAGAAAUAAAUACAUUUAAAAUUUCUUUUUAAACUUCAUAAUAAUGUAAGCAAAAUAAUGAGUGAUAUUCUAAAAUAUAUCGUGCGAACGUACGUUUAAAAUGGGUAAACAGUGUGGUGUAUAAUUAGUGGUAAAAUGUAGUUUAUAAUCUAAUAUUUUUAUUUGUAAAUUGUCCCUCCAAUAAAUCAGCUGGUUGGUUUGAUAGUGAUACUGAUUAUAAAUGAGUAGCAAACUAUAAACAGUGUGUAUUAGAAACGCUAUGAAUAACCAGGAGAGUGAUAAAUCCAUAUUAGACAAGACUUAUCCAAUGGAUUUAGCUUCCAAACCGCCACCGACAAAGCCAAUGGAGACAUCUGGCAUCGUAAAGCCCCCUCAGGCUUCACCUUUGACUUUGAGGCAUUCUGUACAGCCAAAUUUACGAGUAGUGACUACGGUGCCCGCUCUCACUCAACAUAUUACGGCGGGGCCCCAUCUCAUAUCCCAUAUUGUUCCCCAAGUCGGAAUUAAGCAAGUUGAUGCUAAUUCUCGAACUCACAUAACUGCUAUACCAGCUAGAUCAACUUCCAUUCAAGCAGGGCAGACUGCUACAAGGACAAUUUUAUCAACACUCCCUCUUUCUAGAGGUGGAACAACUAUUUCAAAUGUAACGGGCCCAAGAAUACGGCCACCGGCUGCUCAAUCUCAGUGUCAGCAAGCAGCCCACGUUUCUGUUUCCCCCGCAAACAUAAUUCCAGGUGUAGGCGCUGCCUUACCAGUUGGCCAUGUUAAUUCCAACUCUGUAGGUCCUAUUGGAGUAACUGUGAAUGUGCCAGUUGGUUUUGUUAGGGCUGCUGUUCCCCCAAGAGCAUCUAGUCCCGCUGCUGGCACUGCCUGGAUUGGAGGCACAGUGCAGGUGCAAACUGUACAAGUAUGCAGUGCAAAUGUUUCACAAAGAAUUCCUACUUUUACAACUGUGGGUCGAGCAAAUCAAUCAAAUGCUCAAAACCCGAGACAGACAUUAAUACAACAAACUACACAGGUUAGUGCCAUGAAAUCUACUUCAAGUACGGGAGCUUUAUCUGUUCAAACCAUUGCUUCAAACAGUACAUUACCUGUGCGUAGUCAACAGAACCAAAGCGCGACGCUUGUAUAUGGGAGCAGUGUCUCUCAUGGUUCUAGAUUGCAUGCUUUGCCAACCUCAAACGCUGGUGUUGCUCAAAGAGUUAAAGGCGUUAGUGGCAAUAAUAGACAAAUUCAGGUGAAUGCAACACCUCGGCCUCAUAUAACAGUAUCUGGAACAUUGAGUGCUAGGAUAUGUCCCAAUCCAUCUACUAAUGUAACAGGAGUUGCAUGCAAUAAUUCUGUAAACAAUCCUCAUAUAGUAAGUUACACAAAUUCAAUACCUCAAACACAAAAUUUGACUACAUCUACUGCCGGUGGAAUGAACCGAGUAGCUGUAAAUAAUAUUUCAAUAUCUCGUACUAUUCAGGGUCAAAAUAUAUCCAGUGGCAAUAAAUUAGUGGCUCAUGUUUCAAGUUCAGCACAAAACAUGCAAUCUCAAACAACUGCGGCUAGUAUGCCAAUAACCAGUACAACCAAUAUUAUAUCAAGUACAAAUAUGAACACUAAUAAUUUAAGUUCAAACUCUUCUAAUAUUAGUGGAUUAGUACAACUCCAUCCAACAGCUGUAUUUGUUGCAAGUAGCGGCGGUAGAAAUAGCAAUACAAAACUUUUGGCACAAAUAACUCCACCAGCGGGAAUUAAAACUAAUGGAUCAAAUGUACUUCAAACAUCAAUUCAGGCCAUAUCUAUUAAUUCUACUUCUUGCACUACCUUAGGUGCUAAUACCAAUAUUUCUACCACAGCAAUUACUAAUUCCCGAUCAGGUUGUACUGUUCCUACAAGAAUAAUUGCGAGUGUUCCUAAAACAUUUUCUCAAACUUCAGAGACUAGUGCAAACAUAUAUGUACACAGAUCUUCACCUGGUGCACUGGGAAUCACUGAAUCUAAAGCUGCAGGAAAUAAUUUUCCUGCUUCUGGAGGACCGUAUUAUUAUAAUGCAUCAUAUAAUACAGCCACCAAUUUAUCAACAAAUACUACAGUACCACAAUCUUCACAUUCCGUUCAUUCUGUAUCGCAACCUGUUUGCUUCAAUCCAAUUAUGAUAGUAGAAUCUUCAACUGGGAGUAUUGUUAAUUCUACUGAUCAAACAAAUCACACUGCAUCGGCUUCAAAUCAAUUGACAAUAACUACAAAUGUUCAGCAAAAUGUUCUUGGACCAGGAAGUACAACGCAAGGCAUUCCUUCGAGUCAAACCUCUGGAAAUCUUUUAGCUGUUGUGCAUCAUGGUCAAAUAGCUCCAGUAACUUCAGGGAGCCAUCAUAAGUCAUCAUCUUCACCUAGACCUAGUAUUCUGCGGAAACGGGAUCAUGACGGAAUAAAUCUCAAAGCAGCAAAAAAUUUAACGCCAUCAUUACAUGUUAUUACCAAUAAUCCUCCAAUAUCUCCACAACAAAGGCCAGACUCUCGUGGCAAUUGCCCAUCAAGUGCGGGUUCCACUACAAUAAGUGCAACUUCUAGUCCAGGACUUGAAGAUCAAGAGGAGGAUCAUAAAUAUCCUUUGAAUUUAGAAGUCAAUUCUAAAUAUGUGCCAGAUAGAAGUCAGGAUCAUGUCACUGAUGAUACUAAAUAUAGUGGUUUAAAUGUAGAAAAUCUUAGAAAAUUUAAUUUGGAGACAAAAGAUCAAGUUUAUACUAUAGAAGAAAGGAUGAAACUUAAUACCCCAGUUGAAAGACUUCAUACAGGCAUAAGAACCAAUAGAGAUUACAAUGUACUAGAAAAUAGAUAUAAAUAUGAAAAUAGAAUACAAACUUCAAGUGAUAAUGAUCAGAAAAUUAAUAUAUCGUUGAUAGAAGGAGAUGCUUUUAAGACAGCUAAUGAUGUUAAUAUUAAACAUGAAGAUAUUAAUAGCCGGAGAAAUUUGAGGCAAGAUGAUGAUAGACCAACAGAAAUGUCUCCAAGGAAAAAGCCCCGAAAACAACAGCUAACUGCAAAUGAAUCUGUUGAAGGAAAAACUAAAUCAGAAGACUUGCUAUUUAUAUCUGAAACACGUACAAAAAGUGAAAUGUCAAAUACACCAGAAGUAUCAGAGCGUUUAAAAGACGUAACCGUGAGAAAGCCACCCUCAGCUUCGUUGUUAAGUUAUUACAAACAAAGUUGGAAGUCUACACAAUAUCAUUUUCAGAGGUACUCUGAUGUUAAACCUAAAGAUGAAAGGAAACCUAACAUAAUUGAUCUCGCAAACCAGUCACAUGUUCUACAAAAAAUUAAUGGAUGGAAAAUUUAUCAUUUAAGUACUCAAAUGGAAGAUAUGUCAGAGAUGGAGAGUCAGGUUUAUGACAAAUUAUCUGGUCUCUUAAUGUUAAUGGAGAAGGAAGAAAACACUAAAGAAAUGAUAAAUAUAAAUGAAUUAAUAAAAGGAAAUAUGCAAAGGAGCAAAAUAAUCAAUGAUGGAAUGGUUGAUGCAAAAAAUCAAAUUAUGCGAAUAUUUGAUCAUAAGGCCAAUGUAUCUGACAUAAUACACCGAUGUGCAUCAAAACGAAAUUUCAAGAAACGGGACAAAUCAUGAUCUAAUAACUAAUGUAAUAGUUUUAUCAUGUAAAUAUUUAAAUUUAUAUUAAGUAUAUUUAUAUUGUAAGUUUUUUAAGCAAUUCCAGAUCAUCUAAAUGAAC